CUGGAAACGAGCCAGUGCCGCUGCGUCGUUUGAGACGCGCCUUUCCGCAGAAUGACGACGGCCAAGAUGCCAGGGACUCAUCUAUGAGUGGCCAACAAGAUACCAGUUACCACUCCCUGGGACCUGCAUUCCCGCAAACCCACCUACCACAGGGUGAGCGGAGCAAGGGCGGAGUUUCGCCCGAAACCCAAAGAGACGCGCUGCUUUCCUCGAAUGGGUUGGAUGCGAUCGAUAUUCGCGGUCUGGAAAUACCGACAACUCUACAUGAUUCACCCUCACCGAACCUGGCUGCCAUAUUCUCGCACGCCGAGAAGCCUCCGUCAUUUGCCCCAUCGGUCGAGUCGCCGAUUCGCGUGACAUUAGGUCUCACAGGCAGCACAGGUGAUGGUGGCCGGAGGAACAGUGAAGAUCGCUCAAUAGCACUCCUCGUACAGGAGCAGAUCGAGUUGAGUGCGGCGGAAGUAACCAUUUUCCGGAAUUACGUUGAACGAGUUUCCAGAUGGAUCGAUUCAUUCUCCCGCGACCAGCCAUUCUAUAGAAAAGUGCCAAUCAUGGCGCUUCGGUGUCCUGUCCUCAUGAACUCAUGUCUUGCGCUGUCAAUGAAACAGUCAACUCUGAAGGCAUCAGGAGACGAGCAACGUAUUCGCGAGAAUGCUGCCAUUCACUACCACCAGAAAGCUAUCAAGGCGCUGAGUACGUUACUGGCGGAUACUGAAUGUGCCUCGAGAGAUGAGAUUUUGGCCUCGAGCAUUAUCCUUUCGACGUAUGAAAUGUUCGAUGUCGUGGGCGAGAGCUUCGGGUCUCAUUUAGGAGGCGUCGCGUUUUUCUUACAGUCUCGUCGGGUUUACGGCAAUCAAUGCGGACUUCAGGGAGCUGUGUACUGGACGUGGUACAGACACGAAAUCUGGGCGGCUCUCCAAACUGGCCGACAGAUGCUUCUCGACGAAGCAUAUUGGCAGCCCCCACUUAUUAAGACAUUCGAAGGCGUCUGCGUUGAGGACAUAGCAAAUCGCGUGAUUUUCAUAUUUGGACAAUGCGUAUCCUUCUGCAAUUCAGGUGAUACAGGCGAGGCUAGUGCCGAUGAAAAGAUCGCAGCUCGGCAACGUAGAGUCACCACCUUGGAUGCUGCCCUGGAGGAUUGGAAAAGAAAGCUUCCAUCUUCCAUGUCCCACUUCUUCGCGGAACCGACAGCAUCCCAACAGGAGAAUGCGUCUCAUCAGUUUCCUUUUUUGUGGUUUAUGUAUCCACAGAGCGCCAUCGCCUAUCAGGUUUACCACGCCUCGAAGAUCUUGUUAAACUUACAUCGACCACCAAUACCAGCCGAGAGUCGAGGCUUAGGCCACACGCAGUCGCUCUGGACCCGUCGCCAAAUCGAACGAUCUCGCGAGCAGAUAUUCCUGGUUUCAAACGCGGGCGUUCCCGACACCUGGAGCCUGGUCUCCACACAGUGUCUUUACAUUGCGGGACUUGUAACCGAGGGGGUGUUGGAAAGACAACGUACACUAGAACUGAUUGAAGACUGCCAGAAGAGUUCCGGUCGACGGACCAUGUGUCUUGCGGACGAGCUGCGAACACUGUGGGCUCAAUGAGUCGCGGACCCUGAGGAUAAACUUUGCGCAUCUCCUUUUAUCGUCCAUGAUUACGGUGGGGAUGUGGGACAACUCGGCGAAUUGCCGUUGAAAGCGAGAUUGUCUCCGGCUCGAC
This is a messenger RNA of Aspergillus glaucus CBS 516.65, 1704 nucleotides long. RefSeq lists its product as uncharacterized. Gene Ontology annotation, cellular component: nucleus. Gene Ontology annotation, molecular function: transcription cis-regulatory region binding; DNA-binding transcription factor activity. The record is from RefSeq and is a predicted model, not a curated record. Gene Ontology annotation, biological process: positive regulation of transcription by RNA polymerase II. The transcript has 4 exons. NCBI's taxonomy places the organism in Eukaryota, Fungi, Ascomycota, Eurotiomycetes, Eurotiales, Aspergillaceae. Bases 84 to 1589 code for a protein of 501 amino acids.